Messenger RNA from Heterocephalus glaber (naked mole-rat), 2170 nucleotides. RefSeq names its product chloride channel CLIC like 1 (gene Clcc1). The record is from RefSeq and is a predicted model, not a curated record. Gene Ontology annotation, molecular function: chloride channel activity. Lineage: Eukaryota; Metazoa; Chordata; Mammalia; Rodentia; Bathyergidae. Gene Ontology annotation, cellular component: membrane; endoplasmic reticulum.
GAGAGGCUCCCGACUCUACCUCUGCGUCUUUCUUUUUUCUUCAUCCUCACUCCCCCAUUCAGGUGCUGUUCGACAAGUGACGGCUGGCUCCGUCAAGGGUGGCGCCCGAACAGGGACCUGAAUACGGGGGACCAUAGUGAAGGACACCGCGGAUCGUGAGCUCGGAUAACCCUACACAGGAUGCUAUGUUCUCUGCUCCUCUGUGAGUGUCUGCUGCUGCUCACUGGCUGUGCUCAUGAUGACGACUGGAUUGACCCCACAGACAUGCUCAACUAUGAUGCCGCUUCAGGAACAAUGAGAAAAGCUCAGGUGAAGUAUGGUAUAUCAGAGAAAAAAGAUGUCAGUCCUGAAUGGUCACAUGCUGAUGAAAUGUCAGAAUGUUAUAACAGAGUUGAUUCUUUAACUCAUAAGAUUGAUGAGUGUGAAAAGAAAAAGAGGAAAGACUAUGAAAGUCAAAGUAAUCCUGUUUUUAGGAGAUACCUAAAUAAGAUCUUAAUUGAAGCUGGAAAGCUUGGACUUCCUGAUGAAAACAAAGGUGAUAUGCAUUAUGAUGCUGAGAUUAUCCUUAAAAGACAAACCUUACUAGAAAUACAGAAGUUUCUCGGUGGAGAGGAAUGGAAACCAGGAGCCCUGGAUGAUGCACUGAGUGAUAUUUUAAUUAACUUUAAGCUUCAUGAUUUUGAAACAUGGAAGUGGCGAUUUGAAGAUUCCUUUGGAAUGGAUCCAUACAGUGUGUUGAUGGUACUCCUGUGUCUGCUCUGCAUUGUGAUGUUAGUAGCUACCGAGCUGUGGACACGUGUUCGUUGGUACACCCAGUUGAGACGUGUUUUUAUCAUCAGUUUUCUUGUCAGUUUGGGAUGGAAUUGGAUGUAUUUAUAUAAGCUAGCUUUUGCACAGCACCAGGCUGAAAUUGCCAAGAUGGAGCCAUUAGGCAAUGCGUGUGCAGAGAAGAUGGAUUGGACUGGCAGUCUCUGGGAAUGGUUCAGAAGUUCAUGGACCUAUAAGGAUGACCCAUGCCAAAAAUACUAUGAGCUCUUAUUAGUCAACCCUAUUUGGUUGGUUCCACCAACAAAGGCACUUGCAGUUACAUUUACCAACUUUGUAACAGAACCAUUAAAGCACAUUGGAAAAGGAACUGGUGAAUUUAUUAAAGCACUCAUGAAGGAGAUCCCAGUGUUACUUCAGAUUCCUGUGUUGAUAAUUAUGGCACUGGCCGUCCUGAGUUUCUGCUAUGGUGCUGGAAAGUCAGUUAGUGUGAUGAGACAUUUAGGUGGUCCUGAGAGAGAACUUCCCCGGGCACUGAAGCCAGGUGAUCGAAGACGGCAGGAGGAAAUUGAUGAUAGACUCGGUGGAGCAGGUGAUGCAGAUUUCUAUUACAGGGGCCAUUCUGCCUCCCUUGAGCAAGGCCCUUAUGACAAAACACGUGAAUGUAGAAAAGAUGUUUUGAGGGAGACAGACAUUGACUUGAGAUUUCAGACUGGCAACAAGAGCCCUGAAGUGAUCCGGGCAUUUGAUUUACCAGACACAGAGGCACAAGAGCAUCCCAAGGUGGUACCCAGUCAUAAAUCACCUAUUCUGGAUACAAAGUCUGGAGAGAUUGGUGGCAUCACAGGAGAAAGCACUGGGACAGAAAGCAGCCAGGCUGCUAAGCCUGCCUCUGGCCAAGCAGUCUCAGGAGCCCCCGAAGGCUCACUUGGCGUGGAAAAGGCCCCGCUGAAGAGUGAAGCUGAAGGCAGCCCCCAGAAGGGCAGUGUAUGCAGCCCAGCAUGCGGAAGGGAUCCUAUUAGCAGCCCCUGCGGCUAGAGGGAUGGACAUGGGCCACAGCUCUGGAGUCUUCUUUUGAGUUUUAUACCCAUUUGGGGAUGGCACCUACCUUAACAGCUAGCAAGGCAACGUGCUACCACUGUUGAAUGAUUACAGCAGUUCAGGGAAGAACUGAUUAAAGCAAACUGAACCUAUCAAGGCCAGUUAUUCCAGAAGAGCAGUAAGGCUUGUUUGCUGACUAGCUAUAUUUGCCACUGAAAUUAAGGCUCGUAGUAAAAAAGGCUUUUAAGAAAAUCAGAAUGGGGACAAACAGCUGUUUAAAGUAUUUUUAAAAUGGAAUAAUGCUGAAUGUGUACAGGAUCUAAGAACCACUGUAUACACACAAUAAACAUUAACUUUUACAUUA